Molecule: messenger RNA, 1427 nt
Organism: Ostrinia nubilalis (European corn borer)
Lineage: Eukaryota; Metazoa; Arthropoda; Insecta; Lepidoptera; Crambidae
Product: RAD50-interacting protein 1-like
Exons: 3
Coding region: 17-502 (161 amino acids)
Biological process (GO): regulation of ER to Golgi vesicle-mediated transport; retrograde vesicle-mediated transport, Golgi to endoplasmic reticulum; endoplasmic reticulum to Golgi vesicle-mediated transport
Cellular component (GO): Dsl1/NZR complex
Source: RefSeq, a predicted model, not a curated record
UCUAGUAGUAGAAGAGAUGGCGUUAAGCGUGUCAGCGCCGCUAUGCCGACCGCUGGCAGCGCUAUGCGCGCGGUUGGCGGCAGCCUCGGCACGCUUAGCACCCGCGCUGGCCGCCCGAUUACGCGCGCGCCUGGCUAAUGACGUCGACCAGUACAUCUUCGAGGAGGUGGUACUAGAAAGGUGGUUCAACACUGGAGGCACGUUGCAGUUUACUCACGACGUUAAGAGGAAUCUCGUGCCAGCUUUUGCGCCGCCUAACAAAAGCGCGUCGCACUGCAACCACUUGCCAAAACUCCUCGACGCAUGCAAACUCCUCAAUAUGGAUUACGACGAUGCGCGUCGCCUUAAAAACAACUUGUCCAAACACACUCAAAUCGGAGCCGAGAGUUUGAAUAACCAAGGCAUACACAAUAUACAGCUUAACGAAGCGAAACAGAUUCUCAGCCAAAGGACUGAUCUAUGUGACCCGACGGCGCCGAGCGUGGUCAUGGAAAUGUUCUGAAGUUUCGAAGGGGGCGGCUUCUAAAUUCGGUCUCUAAGCAAAAGUUAAGGAGCGCUGAGUUCAGGUGAGCGUAGAUAGAAUGUUGGAAUAGUGAAUGUAGUUAGACGACUUUUGAAUAACGGUGACAUUUUUAAAACAAAUGCUGCCACAUGUGCCUUCACUCUGCAGCAGAAAUGAUUUACUUUUUUGUUAUCCAUAACAAAAUAGCGACAAAUCUAAAUCAAUGAUCAAAAUAUUCAUAAGCGGAUAUUUCGCAUAUUAAAUGAAUUGAAAAAAAAAAAAUAUUAUUGGGAUUUAAAAAUGUGCGUUUUAUACAUUCCAUGAAAAGUUGUCUGCUAUAUUAAAAUUGAAAUGACUGAAUUGAACAUCGGUGCUCCAAAGACUUGUCUAUGGUAAGGAUUGCCUUAUCUAUGGCUACCUUAUUGUGACUUAGAAGACCCAAUUUGGAUAAGACCUCCUCCUUCGUAACCAUAUUUAUAAGAUUUUACUCUUUAUGAUAUUUAUUACAUGUAAGUACAUAAUUGUAUGUAAUAUAAUUAUAUACAUUUUAUAUUUUUUUAUCGUUUUGUUUAUUAUUUAUGAUUUUUUGUUUCACGUUUUUUAAAAUAAAAGUUUUUUUUUCGUUAUAAAAGUUUUUAUUUAACAAAUUACAUUUUAUAAUAAAAAAUAUGUAACUUAUUUAUAAGAAAACAUAACUAUAAUCGUCAUCAUAGCCGUGUAAUCAUCAAUUUAAUCGUACUAAAUGUCUAUACACUAUCAGUAUUAUAUUAUAAAGAUUAGGAAAAUUAAUGUUCCACACUCAAUCUACAUAGCAAAUUCAGUGUUACCAGUAUCAAAAUAUUACUUAAAAUCAUUCAAAUGGCACUAGUGCAUAUUGAAAUGAAGUGUAUUCGCAAAAUACUUACAAAUAAAAUUGUUCACAGCC